AUGUCGACAAAGACCGUGACGACGGCCACCGCCGUGGAACGCAACCCCAAAGACUCCAUCAAGGCGACAUGGCAAAGCGCCGACAAGAAGACCUGGUCGGUAUGGCACUGGUUCUUUGAGAUCCUGUCCGUCCACCCCGAGGAGCUCGGUAAGCCCAUCCCCGUCUUCGCCAAGACGGACAAGGUGCCCAACUCCAACGCCCGGCACAUCCACCGGUGGGUGCUGUCCUACGCGGCGGUGCCCAUGCUGCUUCACUACGCCUACUACCGGUACACGGGGCAGAACCUGACCUUGGGCUGGGCGCUCGCGCUGUACGGCGCCUGGCUCAAUCUGACGGCAAUCCGCGAGAUCCAGGUGAUCCGGCGGCUCGGGCAGGUCUACGGCUACCUCGACGGCGACAAGCACGCACGCGACGGCAUCCCCGACGUGCGCGUGCGCGAGGUCGUCACCUCGCUGCUCCUCACCUCGACGCUGCGGCCGGCCAUGGCCAUGGGCCUCGCCUGGGACGGCAACCUGACGCCCGACUCGCUGCUCGGCUGGCCGCUGGCCUGGCUCCUCGUCGAGCUCACCAUGUACCCGCUCAUGGUCGACUUCUGGUUCUACUGGUACCACCGGGCGAUGCAUGACAUCCCCUGGCUCUGGCAGUUCCACCGCACGCACCACCUCACCAAGCACCCCAACACGCUGCUCGCGCUCUACGCCGACGGCUGGCAGGAGCUUUUCGACAUCGUCGUCAUCCCCGUGCUCGCCUUCGCCAGCUGCCGCCUGAUGGGCCUGCCGAUGGGCUUCUACGAGACCUGGAUCUGCUACGAGUACGUCAUCUUCAUCGAGCUCUUCGGCCACAGCGGCCUGCGCAUCCGCGGCUCGCCGGCGCUCACCGCGGGGCCGUUCCUGCGUUAUUUCAACAUGGACCUCGCCAUCGAGGACCACGACCUGCACCACCGCACCGGCUGGAAGAAGAGCCACAACUACGGCAAGCAAACGCGCUUCUGGGACACCCUCUUCAACACCAAGACGGACCGCAUCGAGACGUACGAGGAGAAUGUGGACUAUUCCGUCGACGUCACGGUCCCGAUUUUCUAG
Messenger RNA from Cordyceps fumosorosea ARSEF 2679, 1083 nucleotides. RefSeq names its product Fatty acid hydroxylase. Lineage: Eukaryota; Fungi; Ascomycota; Sordariomycetes; Hypocreales; Cordycipitaceae. Gene Ontology annotation, biological process: ergosterol biosynthetic process. The transcript has a single exon. Bases 1 to 1083 code for a protein of 360 amino acids. Gene Ontology annotation, molecular function: iron ion binding; C-4 methylsterol oxidase activity. The record is from RefSeq and is a predicted model, not a curated record.